Messenger RNA from Psylliodes chrysocephalus, 2897 nucleotides. The record is from the annotation of a GenBank genome assembly. NCBI's taxonomy places the organism in Eukaryota, Metazoa, Arthropoda, Insecta, Coleoptera, Chrysomelidae.
GUGCCCUGCCAUUCAUUCAAAGUCAAAUUGUUUUGACGUAAAAAGUCGACAAAAGCUAAUUAUUUUAAAAAUUAAUCGCCUUUUUCUCUUGACCUACUCUUGAAUUUUAUAAACAAAUUCGAAAUGGAUUUGCUAGGAUCUAUCAUGAAUUCGAUGGACAAACCUCCUAGUUUAAGCGAAAACGAAAAAAUUUUAUUGAAAAAACGAAAACAAGAGUUAGAAAGACGUCAGAAUGAAGAAAAAGAGAAGUUGAAACGGUUUAAAGAUCGUGUGGAAUCAAAAUUAAUAUCUCAUUUUCAAGAUCAAAAUAAUAUGAAUCUGAAAUUUGAUCCAAUGGAUAAAGUUUGUAGAAGUAUAGUUCAUGAACUUGCCGAAAGCUGUGGGCUCCUUUCUUUUGCUUUUGGAAUUGAUGGUGUAGAUAGAUAUAUUAGAAUCUACAGAAAAGAUCAUCCACCUUGUGAGGAUGAAUUAGCAGCAAGAAGAAGAGGUGAACCAUGGAAUGAAGAAAUUAGGCAUAGACUUAUUGAAAAGAGAAAAUUGGAAUUAGAAGAGGAAAGGGAGGCUUCAACCAACAAAAAACAAAAAAAAUUCAUACCAAAUUCAAAUUAUAAGGACAAAUAUGCACAUUUAAUUGGUCAGGAUGCUGCCUUAAAAGCUGCUAAAAAGACAGAGACUAACAAAUCUUAUGGUUUUGUUCCUAGUGAAAAUAAGAAGGAUGUGCGGUCAAUUGAACAAACUAUGGCUGACAUAAAGGCCAAAAAGCAGCUAAAGCUCAACUCAACUGAACCAAUUGAAUCAUCAACUAAUCUUCCUCCAUGACUUGAGGUUACUAAGUGAUUAUAGCAUAUCGAUACCUUAACUUGCAAACCAGCUAACUCCAAAACUGCAAAUGUUGUAGAAGGUAAUAAAAACGUUCUAAAUAAAUUCACGUCAGUGUCUAUAAGUUAAAAUGAACAUUUUGAAUUGUAAGGAUGGCUGUAAUUUCAAAUAAAAUGUAAGGAUUUUUUCUUAAAUACUUUAUUUCUGAACUCAAACACAUAACAUGGGAGGAGGAGUGUAAAUCAAAUCAGCAACUGAACUGAAUGACAUAACAUAGAGACAUUGUCAAAAAUGUUACAAUGAGAAGAACUCCAUUAUGUCAUAAGUAUUAUUUCGAAUUUCCAAUAUAUAGUAACAUCUAUUCUAUAACUAUCAAUAAAUAAAGAAUAUGUGAGUUGUUUGUUUUAAAAAUAUUAUUCAAACAUAUUUAUAUUAUUAGCAUGCCACUAAAUUUCCAAUAGGCAGUGAUAGCCAAUUUCUCUGUCAAUUGAUGAUGUAGCUGUGUUCAUCUUAUUGUUAUUGGACCCUACCAACUUGGGAAGCUAUUUAUCUUACAUAAUUUUAAGUAUUAAACAUUGUUAUAUACAAGGUAGUGCAAAGUCAUGCUCUAAUAUAUAUUUUAAAUAAUUGUGGCACCAAUAAAAAACAAAUUUAGUACAUGACAUCAACCAAAUGGCCACCUUCUGUAAUGAAAAGCUCUUUUUAGCUCAUUUUCCAUGGUUUUCAUUGACAAUUUCUUGCCUUAUGGCCUUGAAGACUGUCAGAGUUUGUGAUUGAUUCACUUACACAGGAUUCUUCAGAUAACCUCUCAGAAAGAAAUCCGGCAUGAUCCAACAGAGUUCUUUACUAGGAUUGAUAUGAAUAUUAUAUUCUUUCAUUAUAUUCUUUCUGUAAUCUGUGUAAAAUAGAUAAUAUUCAUGUAGGUGUAAAAAAAAUAUGAAUAGCGUCACAGCCCAAUGAAAUAUAAGAAGAAAUAAAUUCAUAAUCAAUUCAUGCUAUUUUACCAAAAUUAUAUCAUAGGGAUUUUAUUAAUUUCAUGAUUUCUUUUAUGACCCACUGGCUAAUUUACUUGAGCAAUUAUCAUCUUUAUCUAAUGUGAAAUACCUAUAGCUAAGCACACUUCUGGUGGUAGUAAGUAUACAUCCCUUGAAAAAAAAAAUAUUAUAGUUUACCGAGACAGCACACCAAAUCCCAGAGAUAUCAACAGAAUAUUUUUUGUGGAUAUCCAAUAUAUCCACAGGAUAUCAGAAAUAUUCUGUGGAUCUAAUAUGGAUAUCCAAAUGUCCGUCUAUAUCCAGAAUAUAGAAGAUAUCCUAAUGGAUAUUCAGCAAAAUAUCUAAUGGGUAUCUUCCAGAAAAUACAAGAAAUCCCAGAGAUAUCCACAGAAUAUAUUUUGUGGAUAUUCAACAUAUCCAAUAUGGAUAUCCAACCAAAUGUCCGUCUAUAUCCCAGGAUAUAGAAGAUAUUCGGAUAUUCAGCAAAAUAUUUUAUGGGUAACUUUAGUAGAGGUUCAUAAGUAACCAAUGAUUAUUGAAUAACGUCGAAAGAAAAUAGCAGAGAUAAAACAUAUUUUCAACACUCUGCCUUUGAUUUUGCCCUCUAAGGAGAAAGUCAUCCUUAUUAGGACUCUUCAGCAAUAAAUGAAAAUUCUCGACUCCAGUCUCUAAUGGAGUGAUUACGACACAAAUUUCGAUCGAACUCAAUUACGGCGGGUCGAGCAUGAGUAAAUGCGAUAGUGGUAUCGCCAUCUAUACUUAGUAAGCAGAAUCAAAUAACAUCUAGUGGAUAUCCACGAUGGUUUGCGUCCGCGCUUAGACUUUGAUAUAUUUAGUGGAUGUUCAUGGGAUAUUGAAUACACCUUAAAAAAAUUAAUUUUAAAUAUCUGAACGGUACUAUUAGCCACAAUGGUGUAAUUUUUUAAUAAUUUGCUAUAUAAUUAGUAUUAUUUAUGGACAUUUGCAUGUCUAUAAAUUACAUUUCAUGGAUAUAAAAUAGAUAUCUACCAUGGACUGGACAUUCAGUGGAUAUUGGGAUGUUCAGUAGAUAUCCAAAGGAUUUGGUGUGCUGUCUGGGUAUGU